Gongylonema pulchrum is the source of this 933-nucleotide messenger RNA. The record is from the annotation of a GenBank genome assembly. NCBI's taxonomy places the organism in Eukaryota, Metazoa, Nematoda, Chromadorea, Rhabditida, Gongylonematidae.
GAAUGGCGAAAAUGUGGAUUUGGAGAAAGAAUAUGUCAGCAUGCUAUUAAAUAUGUGGAAUCGCGAUAUAGCACAAAAGUACUUGUAACGCAAGCGCAACUACCCGUUUUAAAAUUUUAUGAAAAUCUUGGAUUUCUGAUGACCAUGUUUUAUCCUCCUCGCCAUGAUCGGAUUUCAACGCUGGAUAUAUGGAAAAAUAACCUCCCCGAGCAUGAAUAUAUACCCGGUGAAUGUUUCGACCCCUCAGUUAUUAAAAGAAUACAGGAAGUGAUCAUUUCCCUGGAAGAGGACAGAAUACUUCGAUUGCUACAUCUACAGCACUUACUGGAUGAGAGAAUCAUUGGUCGAUCACUUGUACGGACAUUCAGAGAAUGCGCCGUAGCAACUCUGAUGUGUAAUUUUGCACGAAGCAAGGAACUGGAGGAAUUUCUUCUUGCAUUGGCCUGGGAAAAGCUGAAUACGGGUCACUACUCGCAAGUUGACGAAGCGUGGAGAAUACUCUAUGCCGCUGUUUCAGCAUGCAAAGCUGUGCGUUUAAAAGAAGAAAAUCACAUAAAGGAAGCUCUACAUGCUUGCGAUAUGGGCCUGAUAAUGGGCCGUGAUAUUGAUGGCUUAUCACUAUCAAAAUAUGCUCAGCAAUUGCAUUCCAGUUUGCCGGAACCUACGGGCCCUCCGUCGAUGCUCGUUGAAGUACCAUGUGCACUGCCAAAUUCAAUUCCUGUAAUUGCGUACGAUUGUCCGUCGCUUGAGAAGAUGCUGCGGCUCAUGAAGGAACAAAAGCCAUUCAUAAUAAAAGGAAUUGUCAAUAAAUGGCCAGCGUUUGAGAAGUGGAAGUAUGGCAUUUUAAAAGUAUUGAUAUUCUCUUCAUCCUUAUGUUCAUUCUUCCUUAUGCCAUUUGUAAAAGAGAUGUUUUUUGAGAUCCAGUUGUGGUAA